AUGUCAGAUUCAGAGAGCAUCAUCGGUGGUGCAAGUGAACGUGAACGUGAAGAAUAUAAUGAUCAAUUGUUCAUGGAGAAACGAGACUUGAUCUUACAAGAUAUUACCAAUACUAUGGAUUCGAUUUUAAACAAUCUGAACGGAUUGAAUAUAUCUCUAGAGAGUUCGAUUGCAUUGGGUUCUCAAUUCGAAUCGGUUUGUGAUCUUUGGAAAACAUUUUAUACUAGUGCACCAAAGGAUGGAAAAUAA
Vanderwaltozyma polyspora DSM 70294 is the source of this 249-nucleotide messenger RNA. RefSeq names its product Dad1p (gene DAD1). Gene Ontology annotation, cellular component: mitotic spindle pole body; mitotic spindle; spindle microtubule. NCBI's taxonomy places the organism in Eukaryota, Fungi, Ascomycota, Saccharomycetes, Saccharomycetales, Saccharomycetaceae. Bases 1 to 249 code for a protein of 82 amino acids. The record is from RefSeq and is a predicted model, not a curated record. The transcript has a single exon.